UUAUCGGUAGAAUUUAUAUUCUAAAGAAACCCUCUUCUUCUUCUUCUUCUUCUGGUUCUGGGGAGCGAAAACGAGCCGCCGGCGAGAAGAAGACGAAGUAAGUAGCGAAAGCAGAUGUUAGGACAAAUGGCGACUACACUAGUCUCCUCUUCCUCAUCUUCUUAUCUCCUCCGACCGCCGUCGAUUCAUUCUCCUUCUUCUUCCUCUGUUUUAUCUUUCUUCUUCUUAUCGAAGAAAAAUCCUCUGUCUACCAUUCACCACCACCACGAGAAGUCGCCGAUUUCCAUCGUCUCUUCUUCUUCAUCUUCAUCUUCAUCCUUGAAUCGUUUGUCUUUUCUACCCCGUCUAUUCUCCAAUCCUUGUCUAUCUCUCUCGAUUUUACCACCACUUUGUUCUCUUUCAACCUCCCAAUUAACCACUGAACUGACUGCUGAUGAUGAUAACGAAGACGGGUUUGUUGAAGAAGAAGAAGAAGAAGAAGAGGAAAUUGGGAAAGAUGAAAGUUUGAAAAGUGGUGAUGUUUUGUCUCCAUUGAUUGCAAUGAGAAGGAGAGAACCAAUGGCGAAAUUGCCGAAUCUUACAAUGAAAGAGAAGAAAGAGCUGGCUUCAUACGCCCAUAGUCUUGGGAAGAAGCUGAAGAGCCAACAGGUGGGGAAAUCUGGUGUGACUGACUCUGUUGUGACUGCACUGAUCGAAACACUAGAAGCUAACGAGCUCCUCAAGCUGAAAAUACAUGGAAGCUGUCCUGAUGAGUUAGAUGAGGCAGUGAAGAGAUUAGAGGUGGGUACAGGGUCAGUAAUGGUUAGUCGAAUAGGUAGAACCAUUAUCAUAUAUAGGCCAAGUCCAACAAAGUUGAAAGUGGAAGAGAAGAAGAAACUAAAUCAAAUUGCAUUUCAGAAGAAAAGGCUGGCCUUUUACAAUUCUCAGGUUAGUUUUUGAAUUUUAAUGAUGGGUGUAAUUCAAUUCAUCAUAAAUUGAGAUGUUCUUACAGAAAAAUAGGCAACAGCAGCAGAAAGAGGAGUUACAAGAAGGGCCUAAGAAGCUAUCUGGACGUGGUCGAAGAGGAAGCAGCAGAUGGACAAAUUCUUCUUCUUCUUCUUCUUCUUGAGAUGCAGAUUGCAGAUGCAACAAUCAAUCAAUGAGUUAUUAUUAUGCAUUUGUUUCAUCUCUUAUGAAUGUUGGCAUGGGAGGGAGGAGGAGGAAGAGUGAUUUUCUUGAAUUAGUUCCAAAUUCUCCUGAAAUGUGUAUGUGUCUGAUCUUAUCUGAUAUUAAAUUAGUAUU
Messenger RNA from Impatiens glandulifera, 1281 nucleotides. RefSeq lists its product as uncharacterized. NCBI's taxonomy places the organism in Eukaryota, Viridiplantae, Streptophyta, Magnoliopsida, Ericales, Balsaminaceae. Gene Ontology annotation, cellular component: chloroplast. The coding region runs from base 115 to 939 and encodes 274 amino acids. The record is from RefSeq and is a predicted model, not a curated record. Gene Ontology annotation, molecular function: RNA binding. The transcript has 2 exons.